AUGGAUAUCGCCACUACUUCCCGCGCUUACUUUGCCAUGCCCUCUCCCACUCCUGAGGAGAAGAUCUCCCUCCAGGCCAGCAACACAGUCUACACCUAUCACUGCCUGUGCAACCACCUCCUACUGGCAACCACCACACCGCUCCCUUCUCUACCCAAACGCCAACAUACACGCGAUGCUGCACAUAUCAUGCCGCUUCCGCCAGCACCCACUUCGGGCCGCAACAAGAACGCGCCGUCGCAGGAUCACUAUGGACUCCUCCUCUCUACCCGACAAGACCGCCAAGCUGAGAUAAUAACCAGCGACGAGGGCUUUGAGAAGCGUUACCUACAGCGUUGUGGACGGUGCAAUCUGGUUGUAGGAUACCAGUUGGACUGGCAACAGUUCUCUGUCGACCGGUCUGGUAGGCGCGAGGAUUACGUCUUCCUUCUCCCAGGCGGUUUCGUCAAGACGAGCGACAUGAUCAUGGGAAAAGCAGCUACCGCAUCGACAUCCGCCUCAGCAGUCGGCGGCGCGGGCAUGGGCACGGUCAGUGUCACCCAAGUCAAAGCGUAG
Messenger RNA from Alternaria postmessia, 555 nucleotides. RefSeq lists its product as uncharacterized. The transcript has a single exon. The record is from RefSeq and is a predicted model, not a curated record. Lineage: Eukaryota; Fungi; Ascomycota; Dothideomycetes; Pleosporales; Pleosporaceae. Bases 1 to 555 code for a protein of 184 amino acids.